ACGGUUUGGUCAUUGAGUCAUUGAGUCUUCAAAGUUCGCAGUAUACAGUAUAGACUACCUACUAUAAACGUACCAAAAUAGCAAAAUAGAAAAUAGUGAGCAUUGUAUUAUAAUAUAAGUGUCGAGUGUAAAUCUGUGAUGUAUCUAUCUUAUCUAUGCAAUAUGCAUAAGUACCUAAUUCAAUUUUGCGUGUAGGUACAUACAAUAGUAUAAUACUGGAAUAGAUAGUUCGUGUUGUAGGAGGUAAUAAUAAACCUACUUAGUGAGGUGAGUAUAAUAAAUCAUAGUACCUACAAUAUACCUACAGGUAUCCUACAGGAAACCAUGGCGCCACUUUUAGGAGUAGCCGAGACCUUGGGACAAAAGCAUAGAAAAUACAACGAACUAGUAAACGAUGCGAUCAAAAACAAUCCAAAUCAAGAAAUCUCCGCAAUAAAUCACGAAGAGUCAGAUUUGGAUAAUCUAUUUAAAAUAGAUGUAGCGUGCAGCAGUAGAAAUGUUGAAUUCAUUCUUCAAACACUCAAAUGUGAUGACAUGUUAUAUGUAUCUCGAGCUAUCAAGAAAUCGACCUGGUUAUUGACCGAAGAGAAAUACUCACACAUCAUAAAUCCUGCAUACUUGCAUAGCCAACUAUAUCCACAGAUGACAUCAAAAGCAUUUAACAAACUCAUUCUACACAUUAGACUUAAUUUAAGAGACGAACAACGUGUUGAAGACUUCUUCAACUACUACCAACAAAUAGAUUUAAUUAAAGCAUUUAACUGGCUUUCACAUUGCUCGAUUCCCUUUAUUGAAAAAAUCAUUCGCAAUCAUGCUGAAGAUAUACCAAGACGCUUAUGGAAAAGAUUAUAUGAAAAAUCAAUCACUUGUCUUGAAUUAUUAUUACAAUAUGAUAAAAGCACUUAUUAUAGAGAUCACGUGAUAGCACCAGGACUUUUUUUUUUAAAUAAACAUGACGAAAAUUAUGAAAAGUUCUUAAAUAUUAUAGAAUCGGUAGAUAAAACAGGUGAUGCACCAAUGUUAGGCCCGAAAUAUACAAAAAUUAUUAUGGAGAAAAAUCCAGAAAGAAUAAAGAAUAAUCUUGAAAAAUAUGAUUACAUACUUAAUAUUCCAGUUUUCGCGAAAUAUUUAAAACAAGACGAGGUUAAGGAGUUUGUAUUAACGCACAUCAAAAAUAAAGAAACACGCUCAUUGUUCACCUUUAAAAAAAUUAAAUACUUUUUGAACCAGUUGCCGUCUGAGGAAAGAUUUGACUUUGUACAGAAACUUUUUAUAGAAAAAUCUUAUGCUGAUGAAAAGCUUGAUAGUAAAACCUGGGACGAUAUAGUAGAGUAUUGUAAUCUACCUCUAAAAGGAAAAUUAUCAUCGUCGAAAAAUAUAUACAGCUGGUACGUUUACGCACCAUUUAACAAGGCUAUGGCAGAUUUGAUACAGUUGAUUCGUAAAGAAUCAAACCCUACUGAAAGAUUAUGGAUAUUACGUGUAUUACUUACAUGUGCAGACAAGAAUCGUGAAAAUAUACUUAAACUAUUAAAAUAUUACCAUGAAAAUCACAUCAACGAAGCUUUUCUGUAUAAAGUUCAGUUUGUCAAUCACUUGAUUACCAAGACGGAUACUCAUCGAUAUGACGAAGAAGCUUGGGGUUUAUUAAAUGAUCUUUUUAACAGCUUGGAAGUCUACACUAGAUCUAAAGAUAGUGUGGAAACGUGUGUUAAAUCUAUAUUUUUUUACAACCUUAUCCAUGACAACAAUAUCCCUGAAAUGAUAGAAAAUAAAAUUGAUUUUGAAUCUUAUAUAGAAUAUGAAUAUAGAGAGUCACUAAAAAAGUUUAACACAGAAGAAAGAGAAAAAAUAUUCAACUACUUAUACAAAUAUUAUUUUUCAAAAAUUACAAACCAUGUUAUGAAUGAAGACGAUUUUAAUAACACUGUAGAAGGUAUUUUAAACAUUUUAAAAGUUAUGGAUAUUUGGCACAAAGAUCUUAAAGAAUAUCCGUUGGUUCUGCGAAAAGUAACAGAACUUGCUAUUAUGAAAACAGAAAACUCUUGGAGCCGUGAUUUUUCAGAAAUAUACAAUUUUAGAAAAUCCUGGAGAAAGCUCUUCUUUCCCGAAUCUAUUGUAUUGAGUUUCAGCCAAAAUACUUGCAUUAAUGCUCUUAAACAUAAUCCAGAACUGUUGGAUAAUUAUUGGAGACAACUAAAUUCACGCAUAAAUGAUAAUACAAAAAAGAACGUUAAAGAAAACUUUGACAAAUUCCACAGUAAACUCCGAAUUUAUUGGAACAGAUCUUUAGCAGAAUCAUUCAAAGCAACUUUCACACAAAACUUCAAUCAAAGUAAGCUUCACAAGGCUUCUGUGAGAGGACAAUGCAUAUUAUUGUCGCCGAAAGACAUGCAGGAAUUCAUACAAAAGUAUGCACCAAAAGAAACGAAAAUUGUCUCCAGCCAAGUUCAAGAUAUGGAACUGAGCAUCCGUAAGAACAUCGCUACAUGUAUGCACCGAGGAAGACCGCAUCCUCCGCUAGAAAUUGUAUUAUUAUACGCUAAAGGAGAUUAUUUAAAAUAUGUGCUACCUUCACUGAACGCAAUAUUUUAUAACAUUAGUUGCAAUCAAAUUAGAAAGUAUAUUCCAAAACUGCUUAACUCACCAGUUUCGUUACAAAAACAUGGCAUUAGAAUUGUUUUUGCUAAGCUAAAUCAUAAAGAACUUACAGAAAUGUUUCCAAUUAUUUGGAAAUCUAAUAAAAAUAAGAGCAUUCGAAAGACGAUCUUCUGUGAAACUUAUAAAAGUAUUUGUAGACAAAUUGAUGAAACUGCGAUUUUGAAAAUGUGGGAGAUGUUGACCAUGUUUAUAGAUGAUUUAACUUUUGAGGAAAAUAAAAAAAUAUACGUAACUCUAAGUCAAACUGAAAAAGUGCCCCUUUCCAUCAAACCAGAAUUUUAUAUGAAGGGCUAUGAGUUCUUGAAAAAAAUACCACCCAAAGCAAAUUGCGACAAUCUUAUAAAAAAUAUGAACAAAGAAAUGCCUAAAGUCAUCGAGUUUUUAGACGUUGACUUCAUGUCAGCAAUAUUUUUAGAAAAUAUGGACAAAAAAUUUGCAAAGAGAAGAUAUGACUUAUAUGACAAAGUAGCUACGUAUUUGUUAUGUACAAAAUCGGAAUCAGUACAAAGUGAGCGUUAUGAAAAAUUAUUCGAGCCACUAAUAGACAGAGCUAUAGACAUGUGGAACGAGGAAUACAAAAAUACUUACUAUACGAGACAAAACUUAUUCGAGAUAUUAACUGAAAUGUCUACGCAAUUUGAAGGCUUAGUUUUGCAGAAAAAAAUGGUGAUUCCGGUCGCCAUGUAUCACGCUUUGCUAAACAAACUUCAAAGCAGCUUAUCAAUAAAAGAUAACUAUGUUCUAAUAACAUACGUUAAGUUGUCGUUAGGGUACAUUCAAAGCAUUUACAAUGUUGCAAAAUGUACAGAUUCUAUAGAAAAGGAAAAUUUUAAUAAUCUGCUUAUGAAAUCAGCGCCUAGCUUUGGAUUUUUGUGUUCAGAAUACCUAAAGGAUGAUAUAGAAAAACAUUCGUCCAGUGUCUACGUUAUAUUUGCACACGUUUUAAAUGAAAUUAUUCGUAAUCAUAAAGAACAUGAUAUAGUUUACAAAAUGACAGUAUUAAAGUAUAUACUUGAAAGCAGUGAUUUGACUGAACGAUACGCAUUAGUGGCACAAUUGAUUCCAGAAUAUAAUUUCAUUACUGAGGACGAUGAAAAAGUCCUAAAACUUGAGUUGUUAAAUAAAAUAGGCAGCUGUCAGUCGAAGGAGGCGAGUUAUUGGCAUGCCAGAAUGAAGGAUUUUUAUUUUUAAUUUAUUUAUUAAAUUUCUUUUCUAAAAAAUGCAGUAUCCAAAAUAUUUCCACUGUUUUUUAUAAGGUUACUUAAGGUAUUUCAAAAGAAAAUUCUAAAAUUCUCCUUAUAAAUAAUUUUUCUUUUAUUACAUUUUUUUUUGCAAAAUGUAGCUUUAGUCCAUAUUUAGGGGAAUUAUAAACCAUAUUAUUAGAGGACAAGUUAAAUAAAACGCUGCAAAUGAAAUAAAAAUCAUUCUAUAAUUUAAAUUAUUUUCAUUAUUUACACAGUUUACUAGGGUGACAUUUGCAUUUCUAACGAUUUCAGUAAACGCCAUUAAUGUAACAUUUUUAAUUUUUCGUUUAAAUGCAUUGUGUUGUGUGGCAGAAAUAUAACGGGCUUUUAAUAAUAAAGAUGUACAGAGAUUUAAACCCCAUUUAAACCAAUUUUCUUCAAAUAAUAGUGGACCUAAUCACUGCUGCAUUAAGUUCAGUUUACUUAAAAAAAAAUUGAGGUUUGAAUCUUAACCCAUGUUUAUAAAUACGACUGUUUGUGUCUAAAUUGUAUUGAACUUUUCAAGAACGCCAUUUAUACAAUAUUUAUAUGUAUAUUGUUACUUAAACUGAAUUUCAAUAUGUUCCACUUUUAUCUGUUUUUGUGUAAAACUGUAUCCAAUACGAAAUUUGUUAAUAAAAUGUUUUACAAUAAAA
Messenger RNA from Bicyclus anynana (squinting bush brown), 4540 nucleotides. RefSeq lists its product as uncharacterized. Bases 325 to 3852 code for a protein of 1175 amino acids. The transcript is spliced from 2 exons. Lineage: Eukaryota; Metazoa; Arthropoda; Insecta; Lepidoptera; Nymphalidae. The record is from RefSeq and is a predicted model, not a curated record.